Molecule: messenger RNA, 1203 nt
Organism: Blumeria graminis f. sp. triticale
Lineage: Eukaryota; Fungi; Ascomycota; Leotiomycetes; Helotiales; Erysiphaceae
Source: the annotation of a GenBank genome assembly
AUGCGAAUUACAAAAUUUGGACGACUGCAAGUUAUUGUCUAUACAGCAGUUAUAUCAUUGGAGUUAGCAUUUCAAUGCAAUGCAAGUGGAUACAUCUGUGAUGAUCACAUUGUGAUGCACGAAGAGGCUCAAGAGGUAGCUCUCUACGCCUCCAAGUUGUUGAAUCCAGUGGAUCCUAAGUAUAAGUAUCCCGCACUACUUGAGGACAACCAGCUAUUCGGCAUAGAGAAUCGAAAUAUUUUUGUUGUGCCGUUUAAAAACCACAUAUCAAUCCGCAAUGGUGGAAAGCCCGGGUCUGAUCGAGUCGUCAUAGACGAUGAAGGAAAUUUUUUGGGUGUUAUGAUGAUUGUAGACAAUGAAGCUGGUGCUGUGCCUACCUACAAAAAGUGUACCAAGUUCCUGACAUACAACGAACUAAGCCUAGAUCUAAAUGUGGACAACGUAUAUCAAAAUUCAGGGUUUGCGUGCGGCUCAAAUUUUCUACCCGCAGAUAUUGAGUCUGAAAUGAUACGUAAAUGUAGAGAACUUGAAAAAUUUUCACCGAAAUAUGGAUUGUUUUUUCAAUUUCUUCGUCGAAAAGAUAUCAAUUUUGCUGAUAAUAAGUUUUGGUUUAAACACGUCAUAGAAAAGGAUUAUAAUAUUCAUGGAACAAAACAGGCGGCUGUCUACCGUGUAGAAUUCUCUUCAACAUGCCGUUUGAUUCAAAUUAAGCCUGCGGUACGGAAUGCCUCCAUAAAACCUGCAUGUAUAGAGGUAUGGACUAUGAAGCCAUCAGUAGGCAUCACUUCUAUAAAUCCAUCAAUGAAUAUAAAGAACCAAAAUCAAGAAAGUAGUGAAACAUAUCUAUGCAAUAAUGUAACAUUUAGGAUGGUAAACCUCCGAAAUUAUCUUUCUCGAAUUCAUAGUCUACAGGGUACUGCUCCAGCAACAAAUACAGAGGGUGUCCUGAUCAGGCAGAACGGUAACUUAAUUUUGUGGCCAAUAUUAUCACCUGAGAAGCGAAAUCAAAGGUCAGGACAAAGCACUAUGUUUGCGAUGGGAUUUGACAAUGAAAAUAAUUUUUCGGGUCUAUAUUAUAUUUCUGCAAAAAAUCUGGCUAGAAUAGGAUACAAAGUUUGUCCUCACGAAGAUUAUUUAAGAUCGUCUCUUGUAAAGAUGAUUUCAACGGAAAAUGACGGACGAACAAGAAUUUUUUUUUCCUAA